This is a messenger RNA of Phoenix dactylifera (date palm), 1990 nucleotides long. RefSeq lists its product as uncharacterized. Lineage: Eukaryota; Viridiplantae; Streptophyta; Magnoliopsida; Arecales; Arecaceae. The record is from RefSeq and is a predicted model, not a curated record.
UCAACAUAUAUAAAAAAAAAUCCCGUCGCCCGAAUUACCGUACGGAGCCGAGAAGAAGGAUCGCUUCCUCACGGCCGUUCCGCGAACCGCCUUUUGCCCGAUAGAAAGAUAGAGAGAGAGAGAGAGAGAGAGAGAGAGGAGAGAGAAGGAAGGAGAGAAAGCGCGGUGGUGGAGAGCGAGAGGAGGGGGUUGGAGGCGAUGGAACGCCGGAAGGCGAUGACAUGGGCGAGGGUGGGGAAAUCGGCGCAGGCGGUGGCGGCGCACGGGCUGCUCUUCUGUUUCACUCUUUUCCUCGCCCUCAAGAUCGACGGUCGCAUCUCCUAUUCUUGGUGGAUAGUUUUUGUCCCUCUUUGGUUGUUUCAUGCUGGUGUUGCGCGUGGAAGGUUCUCCUUACCUGCUCCAUCACUACCUUAUGAUCGUCAUUGGGCACCUUGCCAUUCUAUCGUUGCGACACCAUUGUUAAUUGCAUUUGAGCUCCUUCUUUGUAUUUACCUCCAGAACAUCAGCACUCACACGGAUCCGGCUAUUAACUUGAAGAUUGUUUUUAUUCCCCUUUUGGCCUUUGAAGUAAUCAUUCUUGUUGACAAUUUCAGAAUGUGUAGGGCCUUAAUGCCAGGAGAUGAGGAAGGCAUGAGUGACGAAGCUAUAUGGGAGACACUUCCUCACUUUUGGGUUGCAAUCUCCAUGGUGUUCCUGAUAGCUGCUACAACAUUCACACUUCUUAAGCUAAGUGGUGACGUAGGUGCUUUGGGCUGGUGGGAUCUAUUUGUAAAUUUUGGAAUUGCAGAGUGCUUUGCUUUUCUCGUUUGCACAAAGUGGUCUAAUCCAAUGAUUCAUAGACAGCCUCAUCAUGGAGAAGCAAGCUCAUCCUCCACAGCAAUUAGAUAUCGUGACUGGAAUAGUGGCCUUGUGCUUCCUUCGAUCGAGGAUCAUGACCAGGAUAGAUUAUGUGGUCUGCAAGACAUAGGAGGCCAUAUAAUGAAAAUUCCACUUGUAGCUUUCCAGGUUUUGCUAUGUAUGCGCUUAGAGGGAACACCACCUAGUGCCCAACAUAUUCCAAUUUUGGUUCUUUUCCUGCCAAUAUUUCUUUUACAAGGUGCCGGCGUCCUAUUUGCUAUAUCAAGAUUGGUGGAGAAGCUUGUUCUUUUACUACGCAGUGGAUCAAUUAGUAAUAGAUAUCAGACAAUUUCAUCAAGAACUUAUGAUUGCUUUGCAUUCUUGCAUCAUGGUUCAAGAUUGCUGGGUUGGUGGUCUAUUGAUGAAGGUAGCAAAGAAGAGCAAGCUCGCUUAUUUCAUGCUGAAUCCACUGGGUAUAACACUUUUUGUGGUUACCCACCUGAGGUGGUGAAGAAAAUGCCUAAGAAGGAUCUUGCUGAAGAGGUUUGGAGGCUACAAGCAGCUUUGGGAGAACAAACUGAAAUCACAAAGUUCAGCCAGCAAGAGUAUGAAAGGCUUCAAAAUGAAAAGAUCCUAUGUAGGGUUUGCUUUGAGGGGGAAAUAUGCACGGUCCUCCUUCCUUGCCGGCACCGCACUCUUUGCAAGCAUUGCUCUGAGAAAUGUAAGAAAUGCCCUAUAUGCCGUGUCUCCAUUGAGGAACGCAUGCCUGUAUACGACGUAUAAGCUUGACUAACCUGUCAAAAGAAGAUAGAAUUGUACAGGUUUAACUUUGUUUACAGCUGUGUGUGUGUGUUCCCCCUUAUAUCAUAUAUAUUUAAACAUUGGAAAAUGAUCUUCAAUCCAACUCAUUGCUGAAUGAUGCAUCCAUGCAGCUUAAACUUGCUUGUAAUAUCUGAUGAAAGCAUUUAGGUGGCUGAUGAAAUUCAUGACAACUGUUCCAAUUACUUUUCUUUCCAUGUAAAUACGUUUUGACUUAUGCGCUAGAUCUAAAAUUAUAGUCACUAAAUGGCUUUUCCUUUUUGUUUUUUGUAUUUGUAAAACAAUGAUGAUGCUGUCCAAUCUAAUGGGGGCUUAAUAUCUGCCUUCCUAGUAA